ACCGAGUGCAGCAAGCUGACUCUCAACGAGUCACCAGUGAAUGAUCAAUGCCGACGUUCUUGUUCACAGUCGUUGCUCAGGGAGUCGGCUACAUCCAUGAUCUCUUGAUUUGCCUAGCAAAAUUUGAUGAAGAUGUCUCACUAGAAGCUACGCCUCAAUUCCUUCGCAUCUCAAGCUUGAAUGUUUCCAAAACUUCACAUGCAUCGUUCACGCUCAGAUCAUCCUUCUUCAACAAAUACCACUUUUCUCCUGGGCCGAGGAGCGCUUCAGGACAGCCUGUGCCAAAGUUCUGGUCCUGUAAGAUUCAAAACAGGGCUCUUCUAUCUAUCUUCAAACGGCGCCUUGCAGAUCAGCGAGAUAGAGACACUGCUCUUGAAACUUGCGAGUGCGAAUUGCAGGCCAACCCUGACCAAGCAGAAUGCCGCCUGAUCUUUCGACUGAACUGCCGACAGGGUGUCGUCAAGACGUACAGUCUGUUUUAUGAAGCCGGAGAAAUCUUGCAUGCGGCUUUCGAUCAAGUGGGAUCUACUAACCACUGGACUGUCGCAUCGCGGACAUUGCGUGAUGUCGUUGAGUACUUUGGCCCCAAGACGGAUCAGCUCGACUGGUACUAUCAGAAUGGGAAGGUCACAUUCACAAGCUACACUGAGAAGAUCCAAAGUGGAAAAGAAAUUCUCAAGCAGCCGAUGCACACCUCCGUUGCCCUCGAACGAAAAGAUUUUGCCAGCUUCAAUGUUCAAGAAGGUCUGCAUAUCGGCACCAUGGUCAAAGACUUCCGAGCCAUCGUGGCACACGCAGAAUCGAUGAGAGCGCAGGUCACCGCAAGAUAUUCCAGGGGCAAUCGCCCGAUGCAGAUCAGCUAUGAAGACAACGGGGUUCUUGCCGAAUUCACCCUGAUGACUCGGGGCACGACGAAUGUCCCCCAUGCCACGAGCACAAGCACGCCAGCUCGAGAUCUUUCGUUACGGCCUCUCUCUCGUCCUCCAGACAGUCCAGCCACAGAAUCAGCUUCUACUCUUCCUGCAAGUUCUCGUCCUCCCGAUGCUGCAUCCAUGCCGCCUCCGGCGCGGACCUCCUUUCGAGAUCGUGACGCCGCACCACCGACUCUUUCAAAGACCGCAUCAGGAGAUUCUGCACCCCUUCCGGCUGGCAGUCUCAACACCGAGAGUAUGUUCAUCCCUGCUGAUGAUGACGAUCACCAAUGGGGGGAACCCAAUUUCGAAGAGGAGCCCGAUAUAGUGACCUGGGACAACACGGCCGACGAAGUAUCCGCAUCGAGCUCUCGUCACAUCCGCGAUUCCGAACUACACUCUUUUGCAUCGAUGCAAGACCAAGAUCGUCGGUCGACCAUGACAAGGUCAAGAUUUCCGCAAGAAAUUGCGCCCACUCAGCGACUUUCUCAGGUUCGCGGCAUUUUCGACUGAAAUACAUUCAGCGCUAGUCAAGUAUCUCUCUCGCAAACCACAAAGCUGGUCGCGCAACCUGCUGCGACAGUCCUCACAUGGAUGCCACCGUCAAUCCAGGGCAAAGGGAUCGCAUUCCAUUGAUCGGCGACGUACCCUGUAAGGUCCAAUUUUUCGCCACAGUUCCCAUGUUCACCCCAUCCCCAGGCAACGAUUUGACCAUCGUGCGCGAGACCUAUGCAAUGCUCGCUCCCUGCGGCCAGGGCUCUCAAAGGAGGUAAAUCGGCUGGCGGAAGUUGGCCACGAUGGUUUUUGCCAGUACUGAUUACAUGUGCAGACGACAAAAUGUGGAUCGAGCUCCAGCCUGAGACCACAAUAUCUCCAGCUUGUAAUGAAUACUGCAGCACUCGUUCGUCAAAG
Messenger RNA from Exophiala xenobiotica, 1823 nucleotides. RefSeq lists its product as uncharacterized. Gene Ontology annotation, cellular component: checkpoint clamp complex. NCBI's taxonomy places the organism in Eukaryota, Fungi, Ascomycota, Eurotiomycetes, Chaetothyriales, Herpotrichiellaceae. Bases 48 to 1424 code for a protein of 458 amino acids. The transcript has 4 exons. Gene Ontology annotation, biological process: DNA repair; mitotic intra-S DNA damage checkpoint signaling; cellular response to ionizing radiation. The record is from RefSeq and is a predicted model, not a curated record.